This is a messenger RNA of Planococcus citri (citrus mealybug), 3479 nucleotides long. RefSeq lists its product as uncharacterized. NCBI's taxonomy places the organism in Eukaryota, Metazoa, Arthropoda, Insecta, Hemiptera, Pseudococcidae. Bases 510 to 2726 code for a protein of 738 amino acids. The record is from RefSeq and is a predicted model, not a curated record. The transcript is spliced from 7 exons. Gene Ontology annotation, molecular function: protein binding. Gene Ontology annotation, cellular component: Golgi apparatus.
AAAAUGUGUGUGUAGAUGUGCCGAGUACAAGUACUGUUGGCUAUUGCGUUGUCGUCGUCGUCGUCGUCGUCGUCGCCACACUGCUUUUGGCUUUCGCAUUCACCGCGAUGUUUUUGUUUUGAUGCUCAUCAGCCAUCGCGUUCUGUUCUCGCUUCAACAACAAUGUUUGACUACAUUUCUCGUAUCGUACUCGUAUAUCGGCGCGUCUUGCUUUUCUAAAGGCCAUUGACGUGUAAUCGCCAAAAUUUCUAGUAUAUCCGAACAAUACCUACAGAAUACACGUACCCAGUAUUACCUAUUUGCACCGCACUUUACUUACUUACUUACUUACUUACUUACUCGUAUCAUCAUUCAACAUCGCCUUCCGCUGCUGCUGCUGCUGCCGCCGCCGCCGCUUCUGCUGCCUUGGCCGUUGUUGUCGUCCUCUCGACUCGCAUCUUACCUGCACUGGCUGAUGUAUUCUUUUUUCGAGUUUUAUUACGUGCUCGUGAUUGUGGCCAAUUUUAAGUAUGUGGAAUUCGGUGGUUUACGACGAAGAUAAGAACGGUCCGUGCAGUCGUUCGAAACACAGCGUUACCCUGUUAGGAAAUCAUCUAUACGUGUUGGCUGGCCGUAAUGGCAACGUGCCGCUCAAAGAUUUUUGGCGAUUUGACUUGGCGUCCAAUAAGUGGGAGCUGUUGAAACCGAGCGGCGAUUGCCCUCCUAGCUUGCAAGAGCACACUGCCGUUCCUUUUCGAGAUAACAUUUACGUAUUCGGUGGCGAAUUGGGCUUUUCAGCCGGAAACGAAACGCCGUUAUGGGUUUACGAAUCGAAAAAAAAUUGCUGGCGCAAGAUGAGAGGUCAAAAGGGAGCUAGCGUUCCGAAAGGUAGACGAGGUCAUACGACCUUGGUGCAUCGUGGCUCGGCCCUCAUCUACGGAGGGUAUUGCGAUUUACGCGGCUCGUCCAGCGAAUUUUGGAUUUUUCACUUUGACACCGAAUCGUGGCAUUUGUUGAUGAACGCGAAAUCCGGUCCCGCAGCCAGGCAUAAACAUUCGUCCGUGCUGCACGACGAUAACAUGUGGAUUUACGGCGGCAUGACCGAUCUGCAAGAAAGAUCUGAUCUUUGGCGCUUCGAUUUAAGUACGAAAACUUGGUUCGCCGUAAAGUGUAAAUUUAGCCCGGGUCCGUUACACAGUCACGCCGCUUGCAAAUUACCUAGUUCCAUGUUAGUGUUCGGCGGCGAAAGAAACGGACAAUUAAUCAACGAGUUGUGGCGAUUCCAUUUCGGUACGGAAACGUGGCAGCGAAUUCGUACAGAUGUAAUAUCACCGCAGCCGGUUUCCGAGUGUUGCGCCAUCACCGUAUCCGAAUUAUUGUUGCAAAAUGACGCUGGCAACGCGAAAAUCAACGCUCGUGAGAACUGUUCGUCGGUGGCACGUCGAGACUAUCAUUGUUCGAGUGAAAUGAACGGCGGCGGCGUUAGAGGCACCACCAAUGCCGGCAGCUGCGGCGGCGGCGGCGGCGGCGGUAACAGCAUGUACUCGUCGUAUUACCCGUGUUACGGUUCGCGCGCUGGCGGUGGCGGUGGCGGUGGCGGUGGCGGUGGCGGCGAAGGCAUCAUGAUACCGCCGCGACGACAAGCCACCACCCCCAACAGCUGUAAUUUGAGCUUUUUGAAAGAGAUCUCGAAAAUUUCGCAAAUGAAUCUGUCGCGUCUGACGCAAAACGCGCGUUGCAGCUACCACGCUUUGGGCAGCAACGAAAGCCUGCACAACGGGCACGUGCAAGGCGCUGGCGCUGGCGAAGCCGAAACCACCAACGACGAAUUCAAUCGGCUGGUGGCUCGCGCCAAAUUCGGCGGCAGCGGUCGCUGGUCGACCGGCGGCGGUGGCGGCGGCAGUUCGUCCGUGCUGCGCGACGUAUCUUCGCUGGUCAACACGCCGCUGACGCCGUCCGACGCCGCCAAACUCGUCUACCUGGAGGGCGAAGAGGCCCCGGUCCUGCCGACGGCCGUCGCCGUCGCCGACGAAUUCUCGGCCGUCCAUCAACGUCUGCAUCCGAGCCAGAAUCGAAACCGCCGCAGUUACCCGCUAACCAAUACCGUCCGUUUCGCCAAUCCGCUAGUCACGCCCGAACAGCCGUCCCCCGAUAUUACGUCCGACUACGCCAGCUGCGAAAACAUACACAAACUGCUCUCGUCCAAUACGCGUUUGAACGCCGCCUCGUCCGAUCGAAUCAAAACGCCGCCCAGCAAGGACUGUUCGGGUUCGGCGGUCAUUUCCUUCUCCAAUCCCAACUACUUUACCAAUACGCUUCCGAGCGCCGCUCUAGCCUGCACCGCUGCCGCCGCCACCACCAACCAGCAAUUGGGCUACGUCGAGGAAAAAAUCAGCAGAGGAGAUUACGUCAAAUUAAACAGCCCGGCAGACAGUUUACUAGAGGAUAGCAGCGUCUCCCUCGAUAAACAAUACGAAAUGACCGAAUUGCGACCGAAACCUCCGAAAUCGUUGCCGCUGAGAUGCGCCACCGGCGGCGGCGGCGGCGGCGGCGGCGCAUCCGUCGACGUGUCCAACGAUAGGCGAAAGAAAUAUCGCGCUUGCAGCGCCGGACGUCACGAACGUGAACGUCAAGCCGUCACUUCGUUGUGCGUUUUUCUAAUCGGCGGAAAAGACCAUUGUCAAAUAACCACCUUUAAACGACCUAUUUCUAUAUGGCGAUUAUCGCUGACCGAAGAUAUUUAUUAAAAGCCAGCAUUCUGCGCGCUUCGGUCGUAUCACUCGCAAACAGAAAACGAAAUAGCAUGCGAGAAUACUUACUUAUAGACACGAUCGAGCUCUUCCAUAAUGCCUAUACGUACCCACACCGACGACGAAGCGACCGUCACGACCUAAGACAAUACCACGUGAUUUUACGAGUUUUCCUCCCGCGUUUUCGCGUAAUUUUAUUCAAAUUCAACCGACGCGAUAUACGAGUAGGCCGCCUUGUAAUGUUCGUGUCUACGUUAGUACGUUCUACGACUCGCGAAUGCGACUGCGACUGCGAGUACGUACGUGUAUAAUCUAGUUUACUGCCAAAUUGUUGUUUUUUUCCUUUGUUUACGUAUUUUUAUUCUUUCUAUGUAUAUUUUGAUUUUAAUUUUGAUUUUGAUUUCGAUUUCGAUUUCGAUUUCGAUUUCGAUUUUCAUUACCUAGGACUUGGAGUAUCUAGUACAAUAUUAAGCGUGUGCCGUGUACCAUGUAUCUGUUUGUUUGUACGUACCUCCACCUAGGUACAAUGGUAUAUAGAUUAUGUACGCGUAAUUAUAAAUUUUGUAUCAACGUGCAACCACGAGUACGAUUACCGAUGUGUAAUGUAGGUACAGGUAGGGUAGUUAAGAUACUCGAUCUAGCUCUACUCGCGAUACCUUUGUAAUCGCAUCAAACAUCACCGUCAUCCAGUACCGUUGACCGUUGUUGUUGCGCAUAAUCGAGUGCAGAAAUAAACAUUUCCAUUUGUAA